UAUAAUGACAUUGGUUUAGUUUUCAAAGGUAUAACAAUUCUUUGGCUAAGAUGGGCAACAACUACAACCACCAUCAAAUAAAUAAACUUCUCAAACUGACUGAAUCCAAUGCAAACAUCCUCGAAGAUCUGAUCAAUCGUGUAGAACGUAUGGAGGCGGAGUUGCAAAAGUUUCGACAAAAUCAAUAUGAAGGGUGUGAUUCUGAGUUUGAAAGGUUCUCUGCAUCACCACCACAAUACUACAAGCAACAACCACCGUCGUACCACCAACAACCUCCACCGCAACUAGAUCAACUAAAUGACGCAGGUGAGACUUCUUCAGAUGAAGAGUGUGAAUGGGGUUUUUGCCUUGUAACCAGACAAAAUCAACAUCUCUCAAAGAUUGGAAGAAGAGGCUUUCUCAUGGUGGGAACUAAUCCAAAAUCUAAACAUGCGAUUCAAUAAACAACCGAUUAAGGAGUGGACAGAGAUGAAGGAGAUGUUGAUGGCCCGAUUCCUAGAUAUAAAUUGUUUCGUAACAGAGGAAUACCAGUCGUCUCAUGCUGAAUCAUAAUUAAUUGUUUAUCAAACGUUUGUUUUGAUUGUUAUUUUCUUCUUUAGUGAAAAUUUGUUAUUUAUUGGUUUAGUUGCGAUUUUGAAUUUGAUCAGGAAAAACUUAUGACCAUAAAUGGAUGACGAUGAAAUAACAAAAAAGGACUACCACAAGUUCACAACAGAAUAAUAAAUUACAGGCAAUUAAUA
Molecule: messenger RNA, 740 nt
Organism: Lactuca sativa (garden lettuce)
Lineage: Eukaryota; Viridiplantae; Streptophyta; Magnoliopsida; Asterales; Asteraceae
Source: RefSeq, a predicted model, not a curated record